ACACAUCCGGCUUUUUGGUUGACGUCGUAUCCGGACACAUCUAAGCUAACGUUACCCACAAUACAGAAUUAAAAAAUGAAUCGCUCGUAGCUCUGCGUUUGUCGGACAUGUCCAACUCAUUUGGUCGAUGCGAGGAAGUGUCACCUGCAGUGUUGCGCCGGCUACACCCCGCUCGUCGCCUCUGCCUAGCCGACCGUUUAGCUCCAUAUGGCAGGGGCGGUUUAUUGUUAGCCUAGCUUUAGCCAUGCUCUCGGGCUCCGCUGUCGCUGGUCUUCUAGCUCGCGUCUCGCUUGCGACAGGCAACCGCGGCUACUAGCUAGCUUGGUAGCUAGUUAGCUAAGCGUUUCCUCCGGUGUCAGCAUUCUUUUUUUUUUUUGGUGUUCUCUUCAUUGUGCUUCAACGUUUUUCUCCCGGGCCGUUCGUUUCCCCCCGUUACGUCCCGUGUAACUCGCGGCGCUCUGCGGCAACCGCACCACGUCUGUUUCAACACAAUCAGCUGUUAGCCUAGCCGGCGCGCUAACAGCCGGCAAACUUUGAGAAAACGCCAGUUUGUCAUUGGUGACAGUUGCGUCUGUACGGACGUCGUUUCGGCCCAGGUGGAACACGUGAACUCCUGUGAUUAAAGAAGGGCCCGUCGAGGUCUGCUAUCGCUGUUCUGUUGUUGUUUUGUUUUGUUUUGACCACUCGAAGAGUUUUCUCUUGUUCGGGUCGUGGCCCCGUCGCCUGCCACGAUGGCGUCUUCCUCUGGAAACGACGACGACCUCACGAUCCCCAGGGCCGCCAUCAACAAGAUGAUCAAGGAAACGCUGCCCAACGUGCGAGUGGCCAACGACGCCAGGGAGCUGGUGGUGAACUGCUGCACGGAGUUCAUCCACCUCAUCUCCUCGGAGGCCAACGAAAUAUGCAACAAGUCCGACAAGAAGACCAUCUCCCCCGAGCACGUCAUCAACGCCCUCGAGAGUCUCGGUUUCGCGUCGUACAUCACCGAGGUGAAGGACGUCCUGCAGGAGUGCAAGACCGUGGCGCUGAAGAGGAGGAAGGCCAGCUCCCGACUGGAGAACCUGGGCAUCCCCGAGGAGGAGCUGCUCAGGCAACAACAGGAACUGUUUGCCAAGGCGCGGCAGCAGCAGGCGGAGCUCGCCCAGCAGGAGUGGUUGCAGAUGCAGCAGGCCGCCCAACAGGCACAGAUGGCGGCAGCGUCCGCCAGCGCUGCCCAGCAGGCAGGCUCCUCUCAGGACGAAGACGAAGAAGAUGACAUGUGAGCCCAGGGACGCCCACUUAACUUGUCCGAAUCCCACCCCCCCUGGGGACAGCGUUGGCUCUCAGACCUCCCCCGGUAUCGUCACCGGGCAGAGACGUGAAACGUGUUUCACCUCCUUGGAACAAGGGAAAUGCACAUUUUGGAACGGACAGUGACCAGGACGAAGAAGGGGGAAUUUUUAACAUGGCCAACCAUUCAGAUAUCAGUACCUGAAGAUGAUUUGGAUUGAGACGCUGUUAAUGAGGUUUUUGAUUAGUCUCAUCUUCACCCCCUUUUCCCCCGCAGUGGCUUCUGUUUAAUUGUCUCGAUAUUAUGUUGUGAGUAUUUAGUAGAAUUCUGGAAUUCUGUUGUUGACACUCUGAAGAAAGCCGUUGCCUCGGAUAUUUUUGGUGAAAUUCUGGUGCAGCAAGUGUUCACUCCUGCGGGUACCUCGCCAGAUCGCUUAACUUUUGUUUUCCAUUUGACAUAAAUCACGUUGGUGGUUCAGGAGAAUUUGUUUAGGAAUAUUUUUUUUCAGAGCUGUCAUUCCUCCUACCCUGUGGUUCGACAGCCGUUUUUACAGAGAGGCUUUUCUUUGCCUCCGUCUAGUUAUAUUUGUUCAAGAGGAUCAUUUGACGGGUUGUAAAUAUUGGAAUUUGGUUUUGGUUUUUUUGUCAAGUAGAGAAUCAAAUUAAUGGACAUUUUUGCUUAAUUUUAGCCGAGUCAAAUAUUUUAUGUUGCGUUCUCUUCUGCAUUGAACCACCCACAGUAUUGCUAAUGAGCCGCCGCACCUCCAGAAAACAGAAUAUUUUCGUCUCACAGAGCCAAAGACAGAUGACAGACUAAACAGCUCAGACUUAAAGUUUUUUGUUGUUGAUUUUUUUUAAAGGUGUAGGUGCUACUGUGAUUCUCGCUGCUGACUCCAGGUCAGGGUAAAUGUUAUUAAGGAUUAUCGACCUUUGAUCAUUGUAAGAGGCUUCGACAUCCCCGCUGAAUUUGUUAUUUCCCCUCUGCUCGGUGCAGUGUCAGACAUUGUGACCGUGGUCAGCUCUAAAUGUAGAGAAGUUACCUAGUUGUGAUGCGCAUUCUUCAAAGUUGUAUUCUUUCAGCAAUAAAGGAAUCACGUUUUA
Scophthalmus maximus (turbot) is the source of this 2370-nucleotide messenger RNA. It is a transcript of the gene dr1, whose product is annotated as down-regulator of transcription 1. Gene Ontology annotation, biological process: negative regulation of transcription by RNA polymerase II; RNA polymerase II preinitiation complex assembly; chromatin remodeling. The transcript is spliced from 3 exons. Gene Ontology annotation, cellular component: negative cofactor 2 complex. Gene Ontology annotation, molecular function: protein heterodimerization activity; general transcription initiation factor activity; TBP-class protein binding. Bases 732 to 1262 code for a protein of 176 amino acids. NCBI's taxonomy places the organism in Eukaryota, Metazoa, Chordata, Actinopteri, Pleuronectiformes, Scophthalmidae. The record is from RefSeq and is a predicted model, not a curated record.